This is a messenger RNA of Cryptococcus deneoformans JEC21, 979 nucleotides long. RefSeq lists its product as hypothetical. NCBI's taxonomy places the organism in Eukaryota, Fungi, Basidiomycota, Tremellomycetes, Tremellales, Cryptococcaceae. The transcript is spliced from 2 exons. The coding region runs from base 142 to 969 and encodes 275 amino acids. The record is from RefSeq and is a predicted model, not a curated record.
AACAGCCGCCCUGCGCUCGACACCCGGUCAGUCCCCUCCUUAUCCCAUGAUCACCGAAUUGCCUUAUCGAGAGCAUGAUACUGCUGUACUGCAUUGACAUCAUGCCCAUUGUCUACGAGGCCUUGGUGACUGUCGCAUAAUAUGUCCGCGGAUUUCUUCAUUGUUAGUUGCACUCAAUUGAAAUCCAUCCUCCUGCCAUCGAGAACCUCAUUGAUCUCUCAACUAUCGCAUACACCCCAGUCGGAUUGCCAGACACCAUAUUUGCCCAACAAAAUGUCUGAAAGCUUUGUCAAGACCUUACAAGACCUCACAUUUCACCCUUACUCCUCUGCUCCCGUGGCCACCACCCUUCAACAUGAUCACCUUAAAAUUCAAGCUCCCAAGCUGGUCGACUGGUGGCGCAAUCCUGAACCGGUAAAGGUUAAUCGCAAGGAUGGCCCUUUCGCUCAUAUAGCCAUCGACGGCUCUAGACCUUUUCAAGUUGAAAUCUGGUUGAGGUCGGGUUUGAAGGGAUUGUAUGACCAGGCAUGCCUUGUUCUUCACGGUGGAGACCUUGCCGAUACAAGUGCCCACUGGUUGAAGACUGGUACUGAGACGUUCGAUGAGCGGCAAUGGAUAAACGCAGUCGUUGCGGCCCCAUGGUGCGAUGUGUCAGCCGUCCCAUCCGACAGAGAGUUGUCUUCUGAGGCCGGCGGUGACUGGAUUUACCUCAGGCUGGUCAAGGAACUCUCAAUCACUGGUCAUACCAUACUCAUCAAAUGGGCUCGACAGUCUAUCGUUGACACUGACAAUCCUCCCACAGAGGAUGAAUUGGCCAACUUACGGGAAGUGCAAGCUUUCGGGGUGAAAGAGAAUGGGGAGAGGUCGCAUGACUUUAACUGGUCCAUUGGAGUGAUGGUAUCGGGCUUGAUGAAUGAUGAAGGGGCUUUUGCUGAGUUCAAGGGGUUUAAAUUCAAGUAUCUAGACUAGGAUGAUCAGA